AAAUAUCGUGAUUAGGUUAUAUGGUUAAUUGUCUUUCACCGCCAUCUGUCAAUUGGAGUACAAAUUAUUUCUUAUUGUGUUCCUUUUAUUCAUUACGACUGUCAUUACUUAUUAGCGUGAUGCUGAACGAAAGAAAAAAAUAUUUGUUGUUACAGUGAGAGAUCAGAAAAUGCAUCUUCACCGACCCAAAAUCUAUUUCUGUGCUGUGAUUAAAUGUUUUUCAAAUAAAUGGAAUAUGGCAAAGACUAAAACAAUUAGUAAAGGCUGCCCAAAAUGUGAACUGCAGGUACCUGUUGCGUGCAAAGCAUGUCCAUGUGGGCAUUCAUUUUUCAAUGCAAGGCGUAAUUCAAUUAAAAGUCCUCCUAGUCCUGAUAAUGGAGUAAUGAAAACUAGGCAAACUAAUCGACCCAAACAGAAACCAAAUUAUUACGAUUCAUUAGAGUAUGAUAAACAAUCAAAGAAAAGUGCAAAAAUAAGAAAAGCGACAGAUGCUGCUAGCGACAUAGACUGCAGACAAUUAAAUAAAAAGAAGAAACGAAAAGGAAAAACUAAAGGUAAAAAUGGAUGUAAUAAUGGAAUGGCAGAUGACGAUGAUGAAGUGCAAGGAAUUAACGGUUUAUCACCGGAGAAGCAGCUCACGUGCACUUUAAUACUACAAGAAUUAAAUAACAAAAUGAGAGUUGUAGCCUGGAAACCGACAUAGAAAAAUUAAAACUAUUUAAGUGAAAAGAAUAUAACUUUUAUUAAAGAUCACUGUGUUUAAUUACAUCUGUUUGUAUGAAAAAUAUGUAUUUCCUACUAAGACUGUUUCUUUCGUCGCAGGACCUGCCGCAAUUCUUCGUUUUCUACAAAUAACCAUAACGUAACAUGUAAAUACAAUGUAUAUAAUGUUGACGUAAUACAUAAGGCAAAUAACAAACUGUAAACCAAUUUUUUUUAGAAGCAAUUCUUUACAGUGUAUAUAGUAUAUAUGCGUAACAAUAUUUGCCCUACAUCGUUCGUUUUCACUUAAUUGUAAACGGUGUAAAUGAGAAGAUCUAUUUACCAAUAAAACGAGAGAGACUUGCA
Megachile rotundata (alfalfa leafcutting bee) is the source of this 1068-nucleotide messenger RNA. RefSeq lists its product as uncharacterized. Lineage: Eukaryota; Metazoa; Arthropoda; Insecta; Hymenoptera; Megachilidae. The record is from RefSeq and is a predicted model, not a curated record.